AUUUGAAGUGAAUUUGUAAAACAGUUUACCAAUUGUUUAUCAUUGAAUGUUUUCAUUAAAAAUUGAGCAAACUGAAAAUGCGAUCUACACAACAAAUAAUUUAGUUUUGUUGUAAUCUUUAGUGUCAAUUAAAGUGUUUUGGCAAGAAAAUGACAGAUCCUUGGCUAGUUCAAAACUCAGGCCAACAGAAUAAUUCGGUUGAGAACGGUACAAGGGAAAACGGUGUGCAUCAACAGCAAGGCGAGGAAAAGCUUGAACAAGCGCCUUUGGAAUUUGAGGACAAUUUCGCACCUACUCCAGCAAAAAACCAGAGCGAUAAACCGUCAACUUCAACAAAGAUUGACGGAAUCAAUAGACCUGAACAUUGCCUUGAACCUUUGCCCGAUUCUGACAAUUACUUACGUGGACUCGAAAGAAAAUUGCAAAAAAUAAAAAAAGGUGCUAAUUUAGUGGAAGCCCUAACUGAAAAGCGUAACGACUGUCUUCGUCACCUACUGAAUAGUAGUGACGCCGAUAACAACAAUGAAGUGUUAGCCUUAGAUCAACCUUUGAACAACAUUGAAUUCUAUAGACAUCUUCAACCAGUGCAGGCUUUAUCUGUUGGUGAACUGGUCCAUAUUGUCAAACACGAUCAGUUACAGCAGGAUCCAGCCCAAAAUACGUCCGACCAGAAUCAAGAAUUGGAUGAAGAAGACAAAAAGGAAAUAAAAUAGUAUUAGAAAGUUAAUUGAAAAUGAAUACACAAUUCGGCGAAGUUUUUCUCUUUCUAACCGAUUUGGCUUGGAAAAGUAGAA
Molecule: messenger RNA, 794 nt
Organism: Bactrocera tryoni
Lineage: Eukaryota; Metazoa; Arthropoda; Insecta; Diptera; Tephritidae
Exons: 2
Coding region: 150-713 (187 amino acids)
Biological process (GO): cilium organization
Source: RefSeq, a predicted model, not a curated record